This is a messenger RNA of Tachysurus vachellii, 1673 nucleotides long. RefSeq lists its product as uncharacterized. The coding region runs from base 414 to 1394 and encodes 326 amino acids. The record is from RefSeq and is a predicted model, not a curated record. The transcript has 4 exons. NCBI's taxonomy places the organism in Eukaryota, Metazoa, Chordata, Actinopteri, Siluriformes, Bagridae.
GCAACUGAUCUGUGAGAAAAGACAUUGUGGUAUUAGAGACUGGAUCAACAAUAAUCUUUUGGCUAUUGGUUUUGGGUUUUUUUUGUUUAAAUAAAACAAAAAAACAGGUGAAAAUAGUGACUUUAUGUAUGAGUAAAGGUAAGAGAUGGUGUUAGGGAUAUACACCAGAUGUAGAUAUGAGAAUAGGAGACAAUGCAAAACAUAACAGAGGACUAAAGUCAUCAAGACUAAAGUCAUCAAGAGCUCCACUGGUUUAGAGACGGAUCAGGAUAAGAGAAGAAGAAAGUCACAAGCAUCAGGUCGCUCCUAGUCUUUUGUGGAGGAGUAUCGGGUGUUUUUGACUCUACUUCCCUUGCCAGAGUGCUGACAACAGGAGAUCGUGGAGACUGAAGUGUCAUUCUGCAGUGCCACACAUGGACAAACUGAGGCACCUCCCACAGGCAGGGGGUGAUGAGUCAAAACUCUCAGACUCAGCCAUCCGACCAGAGCAUGACAGUGAGGUCAGACAGUGCAAAAGAGAACCAGGUGACUCAGUGAUCACUACAAGAGUCAGGAUGGAAGAACACUCAGAUGUCCCUUGCAAGGUGCCUCGCUUCCAGUAUUGUGACUUUCCCUCACUACAUCAGUGCAUCAAGCAGCUAUCCGUGCCACCACUGGAAGGCUGGCUAGCCUCAUGCCCGCUUGGAAAGGUGCCAGCACACCGUCCCAGCAGCCCAAAGGAGAAGGUGCCGAAGUUUAAAUAUGUGGACUACCCAUCACUGUACCACUGCAUCCAGCAGCUCUCUGUGCCUCCACUAGAGAUCUGGAGCUCGAAACUUUCAAAACCCAACCCGGGAGGGUUACAGACAGACACAGUAGGACUCCAGUGUCCCUCUCAGUUGCUUGGAGAAAGAAGGAAAAAUGAAGAGAUGCAGGAAAAUAUAGCAGCGAAACAAAGAAAGGAAAAGUGGGGGAGUGGGAGCACAGUCCGUGUCCCAAUUCCAGAGCAGGCAGUCUUGCAGUCUUGCAUGAAAGCUACACAGCCAAGCACAGCCUUAGUGAAGGAAGAGAAUUCCCAUGGAGAUUCCAGCAUGCACCAAAUACACUCUGGAUUUACCACAGAUUGUGUUUCUAGUUCUGAUUCAAGUUCUAGACAAAAAUUGGACAGAACAGCAGAAAGGAAAGAAAAAAGUCUCAGGCCGACUGUUAUCAGCCUGGUUCGUACAGAAACACUGACAGAAAGACAGAAACACAGAGUGGUACCAGAGGAGCGACCUGAUAAAUGGAAAUCUCCAUCCCAGGUGGAGCAACCAAUAGAUCUAGAGAUGGUCUUUCCCCUUGACCAGCAGAUAUUUAGAGAUCCAGUAGAGCACCAAUCUCAACAGUGCAGGUACAAAGUCAAGGGACCACACUGAUGGCCUGACAUGAAGAGGACCAUCUUUCAGACUCUUCUGAGAUACACGUUUGCGACAGAUUAGCCUCGAUCGAUCAUUUUGAUAAACUCUACAGAAUGCUUUGAACUGGCAAGGUCUUCUUCGUGAGGAUCAUCCACCAUCACUUGGUUAAUGAUGGUGUGUUAAGUCUUAGCCUUCAGGAGGUAAAAAAAAACAAAAACAAAACAAAACAAAAAAAAAACAAAAAACACACCGUUUAGAAUUUUACUUCCAAAAUGCAAAUGGCAGCUAAAAAUGAAA